Hypoxylon fragiforme is the source of this 1044-nucleotide messenger RNA. RefSeq lists its product as uncharacterized. NCBI's taxonomy places the organism in Eukaryota, Fungi, Ascomycota, Sordariomycetes, Xylariales, Hypoxylaceae. Bases 1 to 1044 code for a protein of 347 amino acids. The record is from RefSeq and is a predicted model, not a curated record. The transcript is spliced from 3 exons.
AUGGCAACUCAUCUUCGGAAUCUCUUCCUGUUAUGUCCAGUAAUUGCGGCAGCAUGGCCAGGAUUUGUUGCAUACAAAGAGAGGACCUGCAGCGAUCCGCUUGAUAUCUGGAGUGACGGGGACCUGAUCGACAACAGCACACUUCUAAUAGACCGCUCCAUCACAGACGUAGACAGUCAUGCGGGCGGCCGCUAUUACGAGAAUAUGACCUUCCCAGCGGCGAAAGCAACGGGCGACAUGGACACAGACGCGGGGACCCAGUUCGUGUACUGGAAAGUUGAGGACCCUGACCCGACCUGCCAGUUCAUCAUGAUGAAGGAUACUCCUCGAGGGUGGCAGAUGCUUAACGAAAUGCCCGGGGCCGAAAUUCUGCGGGUGGCGCAAGCCGGCUGCUACUACACAUCUCUCAACCCAAACGACAACCUGAUUACUAGCUACUGCUGUGGCCGCGACGACUGUGCCAUCGCAGAAGUUGAGAUUCAAAGCAAUUCUCCUAAGGAUACCUCCGGUGAAAUCGCACCGAGCUGCACGAUCAAGAGAUCCUACUCGGCCACCCCCACCAUCCAGGACGGGAAACAGAUAGCUAUUACCAGGCCGCAGACCUGCGAAGCGCCCCCGGCUUGUACGCAUUCGAUCACGCAAAGCAGCAUGGUUUCAACGGCUCUCGCGCAUUUUCAGUCGUAUUCCUGGACCACUGAAGAAGGUGUCGAUGUUCACUUCGAAUCAGGCGUCGACUUCCUCUUGGCUAGCAAGAUGACGACCGGUAUCAGUUUCAGUAUUGCACAGAGUUGGAUGGAUGAGACUGGCACAACCCUGACGGAGACGAAUAUCACGGCCGCCCAGGAAGCCGGAAGGCAGGAGGCAGGUAGCGUGGCGUUCUACUCCUUCAUUCCGCAGUACGACUGCUGGACGGGCGACGUCAGUUGUGGAAACGACCAGGAUGGAAACGAGAAGGUCCUUGAGGGUAUUAGCUUUUGCCAGCCUCGCUUGGCGACUACUGGCGACCCUGCUGGAGUGUUUAGGAUGGUGUAUACCUCUGGAUGA